Paramecium sonneborni is the source of this 1314-nucleotide messenger RNA. The record is from the annotation of a GenBank genome assembly. NCBI's taxonomy places the organism in Eukaryota, Ciliophora, Oligohymenophorea, Peniculida, Parameciidae.
AUGGGUAAUCAAGAGUCUCAAGAUGUAUAAUUACAAAACAAAGAGAAAGAUUAUCAAGUGAAUCCUUAUAUGUAAUCUAAAACGACUAAAAAUUCAUCAGAUACUAAAAAAAGUUUAAAUAGUAUUUAAUAAUAGAUGAACAAAUAAAUAAUGACCCCUUUUAAGAUGAAUUUAAAUUUAAAGAUGAAAUAAACUCAGAAGUAAAGAUAUACAGUUUUUUGGGAAAGCCUAAACAAGUAAUUGAGUAAUAAUGAUUGUAUUUUUAUAAAUUAGUGGGAAGAAAAAUGAAGGAAAGGAAUAGAAUACUCAAAUAAAUUCUUAAUAAACCUAAAAUUCAUAAAAUUAAACUAAUAAUAAUUAAUAAAGUAACAAUUAUUCUAUAUAGUUAAGAUAAUGGUAAUAUAGAAGGAACAAUAUAAAUAGGAAUAGCUCCAAUAAUAUAUAUUGAGUCAGUUCAAACCACUUAGAUUAGUAUUGAAGAGUAUUAUUAGCCUUGGUUAAAAUAAAAGUUGCAAAGGAUUGGUAGAUAUGAGCCUCCUGAAAAAUUUGUGGAUGAGACUUCAGAAUUUAUAAUGAAUUAUUAAAUUGAUGAUAAAUAAAGAUACUAGGGAUUUUUCAAGAAAGGCAAAAGACAUGGUUAUGGAAUAAAUUUAACAUAAACUGAAUAAUUUGAAGGAAAUUUUUAAGAUGGAGUUAGAAGAGGAUGGGGAAGAAGUUUAACUUAAAACACUCAAGAAGUAUUAAGGAUUAAAUAUAAUAAAAGUCUGGUUAUUGGGAAAUAGAUAAAAUUUAGAGGAAUAUGGAAAUAAAUACAAAAGAUGUGUAUUAUUGUGGAGAAUGUUUAAAUUCUAUGCCACAUGGUAAAGGAAUUUUGAAACGACAGGGUAUUUCAACUUAUACAGGAUAUUUUGUAUAGGGAAGAAUGGAAGGAAAAGGAUUUUAUGAAGAUCUUGUAGAAAAAGUAAAGUAUGAUGGAGAGUUUAAAUGUGAUCUUUUUCAUGGUUUAGGAACUUAUUACUUUGUUAGUGGUAAGAAGUAUGUAGGACAAUUUAAGAAUUCUAAAUUCAAUGGAUAAGGAGAAAUGUUUUACCCUAAUAAUUCUUAUUAUAAAGGUAAAUAUAUAUAGAAAUUGGAUUAGGUCAAUUUGUAAAUGGAUUAUUUGAAGGUUAAGGAUACUUUUAUGAUUAAGUUUAGUAGUCUAUAUAUGAUGGACAAUGGAAGAGUGGAAAAAAAAAUGGCAAAGGAAAAUAUACUUAUUAAGGUAUAGAAGUUAUUGGAUUUUGGUAAAAUGAUCAAUUGUAAGAAGAUCAUUGA